Molecule: messenger RNA, 375 nt
Organism: Ostreococcus lucimarinus CCE9901
Lineage: Eukaryota; Viridiplantae; Chlorophyta; Mamiellophyceae; Mamiellales; Bathycoccaceae
Exons: 1
Coding region: 1-375 (124 amino acids)
Source: RefSeq, a predicted model, not a curated record
AUGCCGGUGGCGGUGAACACGCCGCGGGCGCGCGCGGUCGUCGCGCCGGAGUUCGUGGAGGAGACGAUGGAGGUGAUCGACAUGACGCGCGCGCUGCUGCGAGGCGAAAAGACGGACGAGGCGUUCAUCGAUGAAUUUCAAACGAAACGCCGCGCGUGGUUCGCGAAGUAUCAGUACCAUCACGGAAAGUCGUUUUAUGGGUACGCGAACGCGUGGAACGCGCAGGCGAAGGUUGGGGUGCAAAUCGCGGUGAACCGAGAGAACGGGGUGCCGUACGAUUCGGAGCACACGGCGUAUAACAAGGAUUAUUUGCUUUCGAUUUUAGAUAAAGCGGAGGCGGAGUUGUUCGACAUGCAAAAGCGCAAUGGGUUUUAG